Messenger RNA from Entamoeba nuttalli P19, 936 nucleotides. Its product is annotated as short chain dehydrogenase family protein. NCBI's taxonomy places the organism in Eukaryota, Evosea, Mastigamoebida, Endamoebidae. The transcript has a single exon. The coding region runs from base 1 to 936 and encodes 311 amino acids. The record is from RefSeq and is a predicted model, not a curated record.
AUGUUUACAUUCAUUGUUGGUAUUGUAGUAAUAAUUGUUAUUUUGUAUUACAUUUAUAUGUAUUGCCGAGGAGGGGUAAAUAUUAAUUUUCCAGAUCUUACUGAUAAAGUAGUUGUAGUAACAGGAACAAAUAGAGGAAUUGGAUAUGAAACAAUUAGAGCAUUAGCCAAGUUAAAUGCUACAAUUAUAUGUUGUUGUAGACAUGAAGAAGCACAAAUUCGAGUAAAUAUGAUUAUUGGUAAAGAAACAAAAAAUAAUAAAUUAGAAUUUGUUAAAUGUGAUUUAAUGGACUUAAACUGUGUUAAGAAAGCAGCACAAUAUAUCAUUGAUAAAUAUCAUAAAGUUGAUAUUCUUAUUACUAAUGCUGGUAUUAUGUGUUGUCCUUAUACUCUUUCAAAGCAAAAUAUUGAAUGUCAAAUGGCUACAAAUCAUAUUGCACAUGCUGCUUUCAUUAAUUAUUUAAUUCCUGCAUUAAAAGAAUCAGAAAAACCAAGAGUUGUUGCUGUUUCUUCAUUAGCACAUUUAUUUACAACUAAUAAAUCAAUUGACCUUAUUGGUAAAAAAGAAGAUUAUCAACGUGCUUUUAGAUAUUUUGAAUCUAAAUUAGCUGUUGGAAUGUUUAUUCAUCAAUUUGCUAAAGAACAUCCAGAUAUUAUUGCUGUUCAUGUUCAUCCUGGACUUGUUUAUUCUAAUCUCUGGAGAUAUUGGUGUCCAUGGUUAAUGUGGUUUGUUUCACCAUUCUUUAAGAUUUUCUGGAAAACACCAGAAGAAGCAUGCCAAACUACUCUUCACUGUGCACUUGCUGAUGAUAUCCAAACAGGAGCAUAUUAUUCAGAUUGCAAAAUUGCUAAACAUAAUCCAAUUAUUGACGAUGGUAUUCUUUGUCAAAAGUUGUACAAAGAAACUCUUGAUUUGAUUGAGUCUAACACUCAAUAA